CUCACAUCCGACUUGUCCCAUGGCAAAGUUCAAAAGGUCAUCGGUAGAAAAUAACCGGAAGUUAACAGAUUACUUCUCUCAGCUGCCUCCUUCGUCUUCCCAAACGUCACAGGCAUCGCCUCCACCAUCCUGCCCAGCGUCUAGCAGCGCGCCUUACUACAGUGCUAAAGCAUCAAUGGGCACGAAGAAGACAAUUCUAAAAGAGACGAAAGCCUUAUCACGAUCUCCGUCAUCGUCCCAAUCGGGUCUUAUGUCUCAAUCUUCUUUGCAAUCUCGUAUCGAACGAAAAGAGAAUGCGCCUCCUCCCCGCUUGAUGCGUACCCGCACUUGCUCCGAACGCGAAAUAAUCAGCAUUGCAUCUUCGUCAGAAGCCCCGACGCAUAUUACAAUCUCAAGUAACUCUGUCACAUCCUUUGAUAGCAGCGUUAUUGAGGUUGUUCCUCCUGUAAAGCAAGACCGUGGCCAUCUGCAAGCUAUCGACGUUACGUCGUCUCCCCUUUCAGCUCCAGUACAGACUCGACGCAGUCCCAGGCUAAAAGGCCCAAAGUCGCCUCCCAGAAGUAGAAUCCAACAGGUUGGUGCUGUCGUUGCUCAGAAACGUUCGCCGAAAAAGAGGAAGAAGCCGGAGGGUGUGCAAUCAGAUGACGGAGACCUAAUCGAACUGGAUGCUAUGGAGGACGUCAUCUAUGUGGAUUCAUCGCCUUCUAAGCUGAAGAGCACUGCCAAUGUCAAACUUGUACCUCCUUCCCGAGCAGGGCCACCAGCCACAUCGUCUUCUCGGAAACGAAGCCGAUUGAAUGAACCAAUACCCAUAGAUUCAUCUUCCGAUGUCGAAGAAGUUAUACCGUCGUCGCAGUCUGACGAGCGGGAGCUUUGUAUCCCAAAACGGCAGCGGAAGAACAUUAAAGAGGUCAUGGAGGGGAUUAGAGAAUGGCAGCUGAGCUCCUCACAGCCAGCUGCACCUCCCGAGUCCAGCGAUGCUUUUGCAGCCAAUGUCAAGGAUUGGAGCAUGGAGCUAGACUUAGAAUACCCAUACAGCUCUGCCAGCUUGUCUGGUGCGCGGAGUGGAAGGGUGACUCCUGUUGCCGCGGACAAAUCAAUGCAUACAUCGCCACGCACAACACCACAGACUUGUUAUAAGCCACGGACACCUUCAAAGAUACCGGAAAUGCUUUGUGCCUUUAAGCUACCAGAAUCUGUUCUUGUUGCAGGUGGAUCCAAACCAUCGUCACCAGUUUUUGUAUCUUCUGCCUCGUCUCUUACAAAGGUUGACACGCCGACACAGAUGUCAUUGAUCAAGCGACUGGUCUCUCCGGUUCGAACACCGGAUAGGCGACAUUCCCUCGAUGAGACUGGAUCGCCAGGUCUGCGUAAUCCUCACGUAGCUUCCGACAGAACAGAGGUAGAGAUCGAACAAGUGGAUGUAUCGCUGGAUUGUGGUGAAAAGACCAACGCGAUCGUUGAGCGAAUCAAAGCCGAAGCACGUGCAAAAGCAAUGACGAUGCCCGAUGAGGACUCUAUGGUCCUUGGUUCGUUGGAUGAUAGUGAUAGCGAUCUGGAGAGUCCAUCAGAUUUGUUCAAACAAGUGGCGAAGGGCAAAGAGCCGUCCAAAUCAUCCAGGAAGCGACAUUCGCCCUCAUUGGAUGAAGGUGCUUCGGACGAUGGUACAGAGUCUUCGGAUAUUGCUGAAUCGGGAAACCGGUCGACUCGUAGGCGAAGUGCUCGUCUCGCUCGGGACUCACACUCGCCCUCGCCACCACGAACUACAAGAAGGACCCGCAAUGUCCCAAGUAUGCGUCCGACUGUAAUCUUUGAGACAACUCGCGAGUCCUCGAAGAAGACAGUUAAUCCCUUCUCAAAGCUUUUAAAAGAUAAAGCUCGGCAGGACAGGUUUGCAGAUAUUCACCAAAACCCGGGCAUAGGCGCGGAUAUCGAUUUCUUGGACGCUGCGGAUGAAGAAUUCGCAGGGUGUCGUUCCUUAUCUGGUUCGCCGCUCCGUAGGCAAAGUAGCGACGAAGCUGUUAUGAAUGAAGCGGAUCGAGCAAGAUUGUUCGGUGAAGGGGAUGAUGUUGCUUUGGGUAAGAUCCUUGAAACCGAUCGUUUGGAAAGAGGCAAAGACAAGGUAGUGGUCGAUAUUACUGGAGUUCCAUUCUGGGAGAACCCUUCAGAAGAUGGGAUGGACAUUGAUCCUGAAACUGAAGGCCUACCGCAACUCGUGACUUCUGGAACGGAUGCAAUGCUCGUAUUGUUAAAAGACCUCAUAGAUUCGAGAGAUGUGGACGGGAUAGCCAUGCUUUUGCAAUCAGGUUCACUUGUCACUGAGGACGAAGCAUUUGUGACUUGGGCUUUCGAGCUUGCUAUCUGUGCAGCUGGUACCCUGGCGAUUGCAGCACACACGCUUCUGUGUCGGAUAUGUGAUGCUUCAUCAGAGGGCUUACAGUCCACUGUCGUUUCAGUCACUCCUGCUUUGAAAAUGCUUUCUAGGCUUGGUGCAAAACAGAGUAUAGUGGAAGCCAUACAGCUGGAGACGUCCUUCCUUCCUUCCCCGUCGCUCACUGCUGAUCACCGGCGCGACACUUUGUGGAGAUUUUCUGAUCUUGUUGAGAGGUUUGCAUCAAAAGCAAUGUUUGUCAGUGAAGAUGUGCCAUCCUACUUUGCUCUACUUCUCGCUGUUGGCUUGGAUCCUUCGACAGGCCUCAGGUUGAAGCUGUGCAUCAAGCGUGCUCUUUGUGCUUUAAUUAGGCAGUUCUGCGAAGUUUCUGAUGAAAGAGGAGAAAUGGAGAGGGAGAUCUGCUCUAGAACACUGUGCCUUUGUUCUCAGCUGAGCUCAGCAAAUAAGGCGUAUCUGUUGUCGUUCAUCGAGGGCGACAGGUUAGUCGACAGACGCAUUGGUCAAUGGGUAGCCUUUGCCAUGUUAACUGGUGAACAUGGCUCUCGAUUGGCCAGGGAGUUCGUACUCGGUCCACCUCCGCUUUCCGACAUUGUUGCGCUCCUUGAUCCUCGUUCAGAUUCCGAGCUACAUACGGACCUCUUUGCCAUCUCCCGCAACGCCGAGGAAACCGACUGUUUCGAUUACGCUGCUUUGGGGUACCAUGUUGAAGUCUUGGGUCGGGUCUUGAUGAAUAUACCGCAGUAUGUUCUUCUAGAGAAGGUUGAAGCUAGGGAAGCGCUACGACAGUCAAGUUCGUCUGAUCUGAGCGCUAGCAAGAGUUUCCCUAGGCAUCGGAACGAGAAGUCGAAGCUGGAGAUCAUCAAGUGCCUACUUGACCGCCUUGGCAAUAACAUUGCCGAUACGCGCGCUGCACACCUGGAUCGGUCGCACACAAAAGCAGUUAUUCAACAACUGGCAAUGCGCAUCCACUAUCAACGCGAGGGCUCGCGCGAAAGAAAAUCGAACAUCGAUAAAUACUUCAGCGUUAAAUCGACGUAGACAGACAUACAUUGUGGAUACUUUGCGCAUCGUUUUCAGGCAUGUUUUUUUUUCCAUUUAAUAUGUGCAGAAUAGAGACUGGCCGACGCAGGAGUAUAUCGUACAUUCUGUAUUAGUCUGUAUGAUCGUUUCUUUGCUUUAAUUCGAGUUUCGCGCUUCGUUCUUGUAGUUUUGGCUUUGAACAAUAAUCUUAUUUCAGUUUGGAACUUUCGUUAUGGCAUGUCUUAU
This is a messenger RNA of Fomitiporia mediterranea MF3/22, 3658 nucleotides long. RefSeq lists its product as uncharacterized. The record is from RefSeq and is a predicted model, not a curated record. The transcript has 7 exons. Bases 20 to 3430 code for a protein of 1136 amino acids. Lineage: Eukaryota; Fungi; Basidiomycota; Agaricomycetes; Hymenochaetales; Hymenochaetaceae.